Salvia hispanica is the source of this 894-nucleotide messenger RNA. RefSeq names its product nucleoside diphosphate kinase 2 (gene NDPK2). The record is from RefSeq and is a predicted model, not a curated record. Gene Ontology annotation, molecular function: nucleoside diphosphate kinase activity. Gene Ontology annotation, biological process: CTP biosynthetic process; GTP biosynthetic process; UTP biosynthetic process. NCBI's taxonomy places the organism in Eukaryota, Viridiplantae, Streptophyta, Magnoliopsida, Lamiales, Lamiaceae.
AGUGAGUGAGUAACAGAGAGAGAUAGAGAUAGCAAUGGAUUCUGCUGUAGCUGUGUUUGGUGGAGCAACGCUCACUCCCUCCAUUUCUUCCUCACUCGCCACCAAUGUUCGCUUCUCCCACCUAUCUCUCCGCCGCCCUAGCCGCCGCACUUCCCAUCUCUCCGCCUUCCGCUCCACCUCUCAUCUCUUCACACACUCCUCGUCUCUCAACUGCUCCGCAAAACCCUACAUCUUCCUCCCCCACUUAGUUGCUUCUCUGGAAGUGGAAGAGACUUAUAUUAUGAUUAAGCCAGAUGGUGUUCAACGUGGACUGGUUGGAGAGAUAAUUUCCAGAUUUGAGAAGAAGGGGUUUAAAUUGACUGGAUUGAAACUAUUUGAAUGCCCCAAAGAGCUUGCAGAGGAGCAUUAUAAGGAUCUGAAGGAAAGAUCCUUUUUCCCUAAACUUAUCAGCUACAUUACAUCUGGUCCUGUUGUGUGUAUGGCAUGGGAGGGUGUGGGUGUCGUUGAGUCUGCGCGUAAGUUAAUUGGAGCAACGAAUCCUCUAAAUGCUAUGCCAGGCACCAUUAGAGGGGAUCUUGCUGUUCAAACUGGAAGGAAUGUGGUCCAUGGAAGUGAUAGUCCUGAGAAUGGCAUACGUGAACUAGCUUUGUGGUUCAAAGAAGGAGAACUAUGCAAAUGGACACCAACGAUAGACCCUUGGUUGAAUGAAAUCAAUGACUAGUGUUGUGCACGUUAUAGCUCUUCAGAUUGAGGCUCCCUAUCCUUCCACCUUAAUCAGAGUUGGUCAUUCAAUUUUUGUUAUUCUAACUUAUGAGGAAUGGUAAUAAACGGUUAAUUUACCGAGUGUAGCCACCUUUCUACUGCAAAGUUGAAAAUAAAUUGCUUCAUUCUUCA